This is a messenger RNA of Naegleria gruberi, 882 nucleotides long. RefSeq lists its product as uncharacterized. The record is from RefSeq and is a predicted model, not a curated record. Gene Ontology annotation, biological process: chaperone-mediated protein complex assembly; protein folding. The transcript has a single exon. Bases 1 to 882 code for a protein of 293 amino acids. Gene Ontology annotation, cellular component: nucleus; cytosol. Lineage: Eukaryota; Heterolobosea; Eutetramitea; Acrasida; Naegleriidae. Gene Ontology annotation, molecular function: protein-folding chaperone binding; Hsp90 protein binding.
AUGUCAAAACAAACUCCAAUAGUUUCAUGGUCACAGAGGAAGGAAUUUAUCAAUUUAAAUGUAGAAAUUACUGAUGCAAAAAAUGUUCAAGUUUCUUUCACUGAUGAGGGUUUAGUACGAGUGAAUGCAAGCAAUUCCGAUGAUAAAGACUUUGAAUUACAAUUGGAAUUAUUUAAUCAAAUUAGAGCUGAGUUGUGUAAAUAUAAAGUGACUGGAAGAAAGAUUGAAUUGAGAAUUGAAAAAUUGGUUGAUGAUGUUGAAUUUUGGCCAAGAUUAACAAAGAGCAAGGAAAAGAAUAGAAAUAUUACUAUUGAUUGGAGUAGAUGGGUUGAUGAUGAGGAUGAAAUUGAAGAUGAGGAAGAACAAGAGGAUGAUGAAUCUAAUUGGAUGAAUCAAAAUCAAUUCCUAAAUAAUAAUAAUCAAUCACUUCCAGAAGAAUAUGAUGAAGAAAAUGAGGAAGAUUACAACGAGGAUGAUGAAGAAAAUGAGGAGGAAGAAAAGAUUCAUGAUGGUGAAUAUGUUUGGUAUGAAAACUUGGAAACUAAAGAUGCACUCUAUCAACAUUUCAUUGACUCUUACAGAUUGAGAGUUGAGGAUGACUAUUCACUUAGAGGCAAGCAAAGAGGUCUCUAUGCUCAAGAAGAUCCAUUACAAGAUUUCAAAAAGUAUCUUGGUAAGGCAAAGGAAAGAAAAGUAUUCCCAGAAUGGUGGACUGAUAAUAAUGAACAAGAAAUGAUUCACAUGGCUCUCAACGAUGAGUGGGCCAACAUUAAGUAUGCAGUAGAGAAACACGACAUUCAAGACAAGUACAAUGCCAUCACUCCUCUCGAACUACGAGCUCUUGCUGAGCUUGUUUUGGAUAAAAAUUAUAGAAACCUUUAA